AUGGGGCCUUCACACCCGUCGAGGCCAGGAGCAAUGUUCAGCUGGGGAAAGGUGAGUGUGAUCUCAACAGAGGUGACGUACGUGGUUGGAGGACUGGUGUUUGCCUGGAUCGUGGAGGAGCGGGUGUGGGACUACGCCAUCACUGUCUCACUGCUACACGUAGGGCUCACGGUCACUGUCAUGGCCGAUUUCCCCUCCACAGAACACUGGUGGAUCUCUCAGGGUUCAGGAUUAGUGAUGAUGAUCUUCGGUGGUCAGAUUCUCUCGUAUCAUCUGUAUUGGAAGAAUUUUUUGCAUCCUGCAGACCUCCAAAACUUCUGA
Molecule: messenger RNA, 321 nt
Organism: Tachysurus fulvidraco (yellow catfish)
Lineage: Eukaryota; Metazoa; Chordata; Actinopteri; Siluriformes; Bagridae
Product: transmembrane protein 244-like
Exons: 4
Coding region: 1-321 (106 amino acids)
Source: RefSeq, a predicted model, not a curated record